UCCCGCCCCUCCUCCGGUAGCUCUCUGCUCAAAAACAAGUGAACCGUGGAGCAGCUCGUGGAUGAUAUGAGCGAGAGAGCUGGCUCGCGACGUGACGGUCUCCACUGAUGUCGCUGCUUGAACUACAAGUUUGUCUUCUGCGGGGAGAUUCACAAAAGAUCUAACUCUUCCUCUGAAACGCCAAUGGAGAUGUCAAGGAGCUUUUAAAUAUCAACUUUCCUGACAGAGACAGUGGACACAGCAAAGGAAAACCAUACGAUUAUGAUUAUUUGUAAAAACGAAUGAGGCCACCAAUGAAGAGCAGAUAUUAAUUUUUAUUUUUGAAACAUUUUGUACAGAGCUUUUUGUUUUGAAAAGAUUAAUCAUGGACAGUACCUCAGCUCCUCAGAUUGUUGUGGACAAGGCAGAAUGUGAGGAAGACUCGGCUCUGCCUGCAGACGACCAUCUCAUGGACCUGAAAGCCCUGACAGAGAAGCUGAGACUGGAGACGAGGAGACCGUCGUACCUCGACUGGAAAGCCCAGCUCGAGAUGGAAAGCUUCAGAGAGUUUAGAUCGGAAAAAAGCCCGGUCACAGAGGAGCCUGAGGGGGAAGCAGCCCCCCCCAAAGAGACCGCAGUGAGGUCUGCUGUGAUUCAGUGCAAGAUGCCUUCAGGUGCACUGAAGGGGUUCGAGAACAUCGAUGAAGCUCUCAGCUGGCUGAGGAGAGAACUGACAGACAUGCGGAUGCAGGACCAGCAGCUGGCGAGGCAGCUCAUGCGGCUCCGCAGCGACAUCCACCAGCUGAAGAUCGAGCAGACGUGCCACCAGCACCGCCGGAUGCUCAAUGACGCCACCUUCGGCAUGGAGGAGCGGGAUGAGCUGUCCGACCUGCUGUGUGAGUGUCCCGUCACCCCGGGGCUCGGCCUCUCCGCCCCGCUGAGGCUCAUCGGCGUCACCAAGAUGAACAUUAACUCUCGACGGUUCUCGCUUUGCUAGUGACUGGGAUACAGUUUGAGGCAAAGAACAGCCGGUCUAAUCUUGUCUUGUCAUGACAGCCCUGGUUGUUUGUUGGAUUGUGGAGCAAUCUUUUUUUGACCACAAUGUUGUGAGGGAUGUAAACACCGUUUUAAAGACCCUAUAAUCCAAGAGAGAGAUUUAGGUCAUUUGGAAAUAAGAAUUCUAGUGUUGAAGUAAAUAUAUCAUUUGUUUGCCACUUAACUAUAAUACAUGGCAGCUAUAUACAGAAACCUUUAUUUCUUAAAACUACAGCAGAUUUUAGAAUUUUAGACAUUGAAACAGAAAACUUGCCCUUUUUUAAACUACAGUAAAGCAAUCUCAAUCUUAUUCCUGAGCUUUUUAAGCCUCAUCAGCGACUACAAGCAGUUUCCUUAUAUUUGUGUUGUUUGCCAGAUUUAUCAAGCACAGAUUUAAAUAUAUUCUUACUGUAUUCAGACCUCUAUGUAGGAUGUUUCAGCGACAGCUUCUUUCCCUUAAUAUAAAUACAUACAUACUUUACAUACAUAAAGUUACAUUUAAAAAUAUGUUUUAAUAUGGAUACCAUUUGUACACUAUGCUGUACCUUAUGCACAAUUGAGUAAGCGAGUAGUUAAGUAGUUUAGAAAGCAUUUGUAGAAUAUGAUGAAAAUUAUUCUUUAUGAUGACUGUCAUUUUGCACUAGUUGUUGAAAUCGCAGUGGUUUCCAGCAAAUUGCUGCAUUUCGUUAUAAAUAAAGAAGUUUAGCUCUUGG
Gymnodraco acuticeps is the source of this 1727-nucleotide messenger RNA. It is a transcript of the gene fam167ab, whose product is annotated as family with sequence similarity 167 member Ab. Lineage: Eukaryota; Metazoa; Chordata; Actinopteri; Perciformes; Bathydraconidae. The record is from RefSeq and is a predicted model, not a curated record. The transcript is spliced from 3 exons. Bases 365 to 976 code for a protein of 203 amino acids.